Paramuricea clavata is the source of this 3416-nucleotide messenger RNA. NCBI's taxonomy places the organism in Eukaryota, Metazoa, Cnidaria, Anthozoa, Malacalcyonacea, Plexauridae. The record is from the annotation of a GenBank genome assembly.
ACCAACUUUUCUCGAGCCUACGUUCCAUCCUUGGCUAACAUUUUUACUAAAAACUCCACCUCUACUAAUAUUGCAAAUAUCAUACUUGACCGUAUUUGAACAGAACAAAUAAAAGCGAACUUUUAUAUCCUUAUAAAACUUUGUUUUUAACCCCCUCCAUUGUAUAUAACUUCGUGUAAAUGCCAAACGGCAUUGGUUCUUUAACAUAACGUUGUUUUCUUUGCACUCAUCCUUUUACAUUGCCAGAAAAUUCAAGAAAAUUGAAGGGUUUUUAAACCUAAACAUUUUCUUGAUUUUAUAAAAUUUUGAAAAGGACAGCCAUUUGUGCCCGCCGUGUGUUAGACGUGCGGUAGAUUGGAAACUUCAUUUAAGAAACAACAUUGUGUAAUUUGGUUUUGCUACCUCGUUUGCUACUGAAAUAUAUUUCGACAAAUUCAUAAAAUACAUUGACUUUUUGAAGAAAUUAUCAGAAAAUCAUUGCUUUAAGUUGUAUUUUUCAAUGGGUAAUAAACGCAAAAUCAAAGAAAGAAGAGAGGAAAAGUCUCUGGCAAACAGAGAAGCUUAUACUAGAAUGAACUUUUUGUAUCAGGUAGUGUACCGUUGUUUGCUUCUAAGGAUGAACACUCGAAAAGAAAUAUGUUGUCAAUACAUUAUACAUGAGAAUUGUAUUUUAAUAAUUUGAUAGCCAAACAUAUCUAACUAACUCUGAUUUGUUGAACUAUUAAAAUUGUUAAACACUCAUUGCAAACAUUGAAAUUUCAUGAUGUUUGUGAUGUGACCACGGUGAGAAUUGAACCUGUGGGCCGCGACCUUUGGGAUACUAGUCCAAUACUCCAAUGCUCUACCAGCUGAGCUACGAGGUCAAGUCGGUUUUUGUUGGUCAUAUUUCAGAACUGAGUCUAGUUCCUUCGAUAUCAAUGUAUUCUAAGAUAUGGUAAUCUCAAUGUUUCUAGGAUAUGAUAAUCUCAGACUACACAGCAAAAAACGCCGAGCUCGCUGCUCAACAGGAUUUUACAAUGUUUUGCUGCCCACAUUGUUCACACUUGUCAACAGUAUUGAACAAUAUUGUCGAGCCUGAAUCGGGUGUAACAAUAUUGUUCAACAUUGUUGACAACUGUGAACAAUGUGGGCAGCAAUUAGCAUUGUUCAAUCCUGUUUUCUUCAAUGUUGCAUCAACCUUAGCCUUUUUUACGUAUGUACAUUCCUAUGCCUAUGAUUGUAAAAAUUACCAAUUUUUAGCUAUGUCAAUAUAAUUAUUCUCACAGACCAAUCAGCUAGACCACACCAUUCCCAUAAUGUUGAUUUCACAAAUGGUAGAAUGUGGUUGCAUUCCAGAAUGUUUUGAAGCGAAAACAUCGCACACAUUAUUUCAAGAAAAGGUAACAGAAAGAACCAAUCACAACACACUUGUCAUGUGGCAACUGACAAACUGUGGUUGUAUCAGCCAAUUAGAAAAGAGCAUUUUACCCAAUCAGAAUGCAGCCACAGGGAACUCACCUCAAUGUUAUUUUAUCUUCCAGGCAUCCCAAACAGUAUUAAUGGAAAAUCCAGUGAAUUUAGAACUUUCAAGAUUUUAUGCAUUUACAAUGAAAAGUAUUGGACAAAAACUACUUUGUAAAAUGUAUGUGUGAAACCUCUCCUUAUAGACUUUAACAUUUCUAAUAUGGUUUUCUCUCUGGUAUGGACACCUCUCCUACAUGGACACUUCUCCUACAUGGACACUUCUCCUACAUGGACACUUCUCUAAUACAUGGACACCUCUCUAAUACAGACACCUCUCUAACAUGGACACCUCUCUAAUAUGGACACCUCUCUAAUACAGACACCUCUCUAAUAUGGACACCUCUCUAAUACAGACACCUCUCUAAUACAGACACCUCUCUAACAUGAACACCUCUCUAACAUGGACACCUCUCUAAUACAGACACCUCUCUAAUACAGACACCUCUCUAAUACAGACACCUCUCUAAUACAGACACCUCUCUAACAUGGACACCUCUCUAAUACAGACAUCUCUCUAAUAUGGACAUCCCUCUAAUAUGGACACUUCUCUGAUAUGAAUACCUCUCAAAUACAGACACCUCUCUAAUACAUAUACACCUCUCUAAUAAGCACACCUCUUUAAUAAAGACACCUCUCUAAUAUGGACACCUCUCUAAUAUGGACACCUCUUUAAUAAAGACACCUUCCUAAUAUGGACACUUCUCUAAUACGGACACCUCUCCAAUAGGGACACCUCUUUAAUACCGACACCUCUCUAAUAUGAACACCUCUUUAAUACCGACACCUCUCUAAUAUGAACACCUCUUUAAUACAGACACCUCUCUAAUAUGAACACCUCUCUAAUAUGAACACCUCUCUAAUAUGAACACCUCUCUAAUACAGACACCUUUGUAAUAUGGACUCUCUCUCUUUAAAAACAACACUUCUCUAAUAUACUGACUCGAAUACCAAAAACCUCUUUCAUUCUAACAUCUGACAAUUAUUAUUUUGUAAAUAGGGACCCAUCUAUCAAACGAACAAUCUGCAAAUACUGCCAUUCCAUCCUUGUCCCUGGGUUAACAUCAACCAUAAGAGUUAAAGGUAACCAAGAAAUAUUGAUUAAAUUAGCCUCCCUUGUCUGACGCCAGACAGACAAUGGAACAUUUUGAUCACUGGAAUGACUGGAAGGAUGGCUGUUAUGCAAACUUAACUUCAUAUAAAUUAUGUUGUCUGUGGUUAAGUGAAUGUGUUGUUUCUUUGUUGCCUAUUUCACAACUCUGUACAGUGUACAUAAAACUACAUACAAAUUUUAUAUUCCAUUAUAGCAAAACGUGAACGACAUCUGGUUGUAACAUGUUUGGACUGUGGAACUUUAAAACGAUUUAAUACAUGCAAGAAUUACCAAUUGUGGAGUGAGCAACAACAGGCUGAAAUGAAGCAACAGCCAGAAGGGCAAUACUCAGGACAAGAACAAAAAACACAACAAAAUAAAAACCCUGGUCUCAAACAUAGAAGUUAAGGAUAGUGUAUUAUUAUAAGGUGGUUUUCAAUAAAGAGUGAACAUUAAUGAACUGAACCCAGACACCAAGCAGCUAUCAGAGUGAUUAAUGAAUAAGGUUUAUUUUUCAUUGUAUGUAGUAGUGCAUGGUGAUUUGGUGGCAACUAGAAUUGUGAGAUGUAGUUUAAUUUUCUAAUUGUUCAUAUAAAGCGUGAUCAAGAUUUCAAGCUCAAAAAGGUGGUCAAAAUUAUCAUGAUUAUGGUGAUGGUCGUAUGUUGGUCCGACCUCCUCCCAAUAUGCCUUGCAUGGGAACUUUUCAAAGAGUCCUGUUCGUACCUUGCCUUUUUGGAUCUAACUUUAAAAUGUCUGCGUUUUACUCUGUAAAUAUUCGCUUUUUUUGCAUGUUUGUACAUACAUUGAUCCAAAUAAAUUUGUU